UCAUGCUGCUGCCAGGUCCAGAGUCUCUCAUGGGUCCCUGUACGGCCUCCCAUUGCUGCUGUCUCCAUCGCCACACUCUGCCAUGUGCCACUUUCAGGUCUCCUCACACUGCUGGUGUGUUCCAUUUUUUGUCAUAGGGUGCUGGCAGAUUACGGGCCUCCCAUAGCUGCUGCCAGGCCCCUAAUCUGCCAUGGGCCCCUGUACCGCCUCCUCAUGCUGCUGCCAGGUCCACAGUGUCUCAUGGGUCCCUGUAUGGCCUCCCAUUGCUGCUGUCUCCAUCGCCACACUCUGCCAUGUGCCACUUUCAGGUCUCCUCUCACACUGCUGGUGUGUUCCAUUUUUUGU
Molecule: messenger RNA, 345 nt
Organism: Staurois parvus
Lineage: Eukaryota; Metazoa; Chordata; Amphibia; Anura; Ranidae
Source: the annotation of a GenBank genome assembly